CUGGCUGAACCUCCACAGAGAAGCAAAAUGGCCGAUAGUAAACUAACCGAUCACACAGCGAUAGACAGUCAUCAAGAGGAUAUGUAUUUUUUGUUUACAGCUUGAGAACUACGUUUGCGCAAACAAGGGUAGUUGCGGUUUUUUCCCACUUUUUCUACGAUUAACAUUUUUUCGCCUACCGGUGAUGUCAUUUCUUAUUCAAUUUAGCCUUGAAAGCCUCGAAGAACUAGCUCGCUAGGCUAGCUACCUUGCUAGCCUGCUAGCGGUGGGUCUGCAAGAAUACUUGCACAGAAGCACUUUAUGUCCUGUGUGAUUCCCGAGGCAGGAGAAUCAAGAAGGGGAACAGCAGUUCAUGGAAGACAAGAAAAAGAAGAAAGACGAGAAAAAGAAAAGGGAAACCUCUCAGAAGGUGCCAGAACAGAAAAUCAAAGUGCCAGAACCAGCCACGCCCUCCUGUUCCCAGCCGCUCGCCACCCCAGGCUCAGCGUCCCCCAGCCCUGGCCCCGUUUCCCCGUCGUCCCCCAGUCCUGGUGCAGGUGGGGGUUCCGCCCAAGUCCCUCCUGGUGGCGGGAACAAUGCAAAGCAGCGAACUGCUGUGGCCAACGGACAGCCCUCCUCCUCCGCCUCGUCUCCUUCUGGAAGUCAGAGUUCGCAGCAGCAGCAGCAGCGAUACAUGUCUAGAGAAGUCCCACCGCGAUUUCGCUGCCAGCAGGACCAUAAAGUGCUACUGAAGAGGGGCCAGCCGCCGCUGUCCUCCAUGCUGUUGGGGGGAGGGGAAAGCAGUACGGGAGAGGCGGGAGGAGGCAGUGGCUGGGAUGUUGCCCCAUCCUUACAGGGGGCAGAAGGCCCUAAUGCAAACGCCGACGGAAAUACAGAUUCCAACGUGGGUUCAUCCUCCCUGUUACCCCCAACCUCAUCCUCAUUUUGUGUUGCUGCUCUGUCGUCUUCUACUACUACUUCAACUUAUGCAAAUUCCACAUGGGGGGCCAGCUCCAGCGGCCAGUCCUCCUCUCAGGGCUGCGGGAAGGUGUUUAUGGAUGGGACUGACCUGGAUGACUGGCCUAGCAUCACUGCUGGCCCCAAACUGAGUUCUGAAGGGACCGGAGGAGGGAUGCAGGAGCAGGACUGCCCUGGUAACAACAACAGUAGUGCCUCAUGGGGGGAGAGAAACAUGCAGCAGAAGGGAGGGACUGCAGGAGGAGGAGGAGGAGAAGGGAACAUGGACAAUAUCUCCCCACCUCGCUCUUCUCCUCUUUCUUCUUCUUCCUCGCCUAUUGAAUGUGCUCAGCCAAGUGGUGUGUGGGUCUCCUCCGCCGCGACCCAAGUGGAGGUAGGCCAAGGCUCGGCAGCAUCUUACAAUUCCAAAGUCUCCCAUCUUCUUCCUGGGCCUCAGGAGAGCCCGCUGGGUGGCAGCAGCAGCGUCCCUGGUGCCAAUUUCAACCCUAAUGUGAACCCGUCUGCCUGGCCCGCCCUGGGGCAGAGCGGGACCUCCGUUCCGGCUUGUAGCGCCUCAUCGCAACACUCGUCCGUGACUUCAGCUUCCUCAUUCUCUGCCAGCACCACUGUCAUCACCACUCAGACACUUUCAUCUGUGAAUCAAACUGGUCUCUACCAGCAGCACACUGAAACCGCUGUGGGGGCCAAGACUGGAGAACAGCAGCAGCACUUAGGAAAUCCAGGGCCAGAGUCGUGUUCGGACGGGGCGGGGAGGGAAGCGGGACCAAAUCAGGAAGGCGUCAACGAGGGAAACUCUGAGGUUGGUGGUGAAGGUGAGGCGAAUACUUCUGGGUCUCUGUCUUCUUCCUCUGCUGCCUCGUCGUCUUGGAGUGCCAUGCCUCCGGUGACCUCCGAACCUGGCGCUGGUGCCUCGCAGGCAGACGGUUGGGGUGGUGGGGGUACUGGAGCUCAGGGGCAUGAAGGGAACGUUUGGAGGCUAGGUAGCCAGGAUGACAAAGCCGGGUGGGGCAAGGGGAAUGGCGGAGGGUCAACCAACCCAGUUGUAUCUCAGGGAGCUUGGGAAGGAGGAAGUACAGAAGUGAAUUGGGGUGGCACUGCAGAAAGUGUAGGUUCUAUUAACUUAGCAAUAGGAAGUGGAGGAGAAGUGGAUGGAAGCAGCAUCAGCAGCAGCACGGACAGCGGCGGCUGUUUAGAGGACUCUGCCUCGCAAAACUUAGCAACUAUGACAAAAGCUUGGGACAAUCAGAAAGAGCUGGAAGGUGGAGACGGGACAGUCGGGGAGUGGGGAGGCGCGGGAGGGCAGGGUGGAGCUGUCGGAGGCGGCGGGGGACAUUCGUCGUCAAGCGGCGGGGGAUCUGUCGCUGGAAGCGGAGGCGGACAGAAGGAGCGCUCCACGCGGCACCAUUCCGACCAUUCCUCCGAGGCAGACGUGGCCUUACUUAGCAUGCUCAACAGAUCCGACCUGGACCCACGGGUUCUGUCCAACACGGGCUGGGGCCAGACUCAGAUCAAGCAGAACGUGGCCUGGGACCUGGACACCUCAAAAGGUGUAGGGAACAGAAACGAAAGAAACCCUUCAUCUUCCUCUGCAUUCUCAUCAGCAACCAUAAACACUACCACCACCCGCAGCUCUAGGUACCCAUCCGAGAGCGGUUCUGCGUCCAAUGAUGCGUCGUCCGGCAGCCUAAACCCUGGCCCCGCUACACCCAGGGAUAAUUGGGAGGGUGGCGCUAGGCAGUCCAUCGGUGGUCCUUUUAUGCCUAGCAGCACCAUGAGGAAGCCAGGAUCGCCGGAAGACGACAUGCAGAGCAGUCAAGGAAAGGCAGCUGGAGGAUGGGGGGAACCCCCACCCGAAAAAGAGGGCAAAGGAUGGAGGACGGACGACCAGCAGUGGGGAGGUCACAGAGGAGGAAGGAAAAACUGGCAAGACUAUGAACAACAGGGUAGCGGGUGGGGAGAUGGAGCAGAAGACAAAGGAACAGGGGGGUGGAAGGGAUCUACAAGAGGAGAAACAGGCGGUUGGGGAGAGGAAUGGGGCAAGAAAGACUCGGCUUCUGGAGCCGGAUGGGGAGACGGGAGGAGGAGAGUGGGAAGCAACUCUGACGAGGGAUCCUCCUGGGGAAACCUGGACGAAGGGGGAUCUCAGCGAAGAGGGUGGGGCAGUGGAGGAGAUGUGGGUGGAGGCAAAUCCCACCAGGACUGGGGGGGCGCCAAACCCAACGCAGCACAGAUACCAAACAGCCAAGCGGCACCAACGAAAGCCCAAAAUCAUCAUCAUCAACAACAGCAGCAGCAGCAAUCACCGGAGGGGUGGAACAGCCAGCCGAGCGUCGGAGGCGGAGCUCAACUUUCAAAGAACCAGAACCAAAGUUUGGGGUGGACUUCUGGCCCAAUUCCUCAAAUCUCCGGGGGCGCGGGGGACCCACUGGAGCCCAGCGGCUGGGAGGAACCGUCGCCUCAGUCUAUAAGCCGGAAGAUGGAGAUCGACGAUGGCACAUCAGCCUGGGGGGACCCAACACGCUACAACAACAAGAAUGUCAACCUGUGGGACAAGAACAGCACCGCGCCGGGGUCCAAUCAAGGUCCACAAGGUCCGCCGCCAGCAAUGCCACCACAACCUCCGAGACGGCAGCACAGCGUCAACUCCAAUCCUGGCAGUGGGGCCGUGGGCAUGUGGGGGGGAGCUGCACAAAGCGUGGAUGAUGGUACAGCGACUUGGAGCCAGGCGUCAGACGCUGCGACCGGCUGGAGAGAACCGGACGAUUCCAGCAAAUCAUCUGGCUGGAGGAACCCUUCACCCAACCCCAGCAAACCUGGAGUGAAGUCAGUGGACAGCUGGGGCGGGAAGGGCGACGGCUCCAUCGCCGCGUCCCGGCACCCGAGCUGGGAGGACGACGAGGACGGCGGCGGCGGCGGUGUCUGGAGCGGCGCGGGUUCUCAGGGAAGCGGCUCGUCGUUUAACUCUGGAGGCUGGGGUCAGAGUCAUGCUGGGAAGAGAGGAAACAUCAAGGUUAGGAAUGAGAGUGGAGGAGGCGACAGCUGGAUGAAUCCAGUAUCUCGCCAGUUUUCCAACAUGGGUCUUCUGGGUGAUGACCCAGGCGUGGAAAAAAAGAUGGACGGGGACAAGAGAGGAAUAAAUGACUACAAUGGAGAGAUGCGAAGAGGAGGGCGAAGCGGAGGAGGAGGGUACCGCAUGCCUAGUUCCAAAGACUUGGGCCCUGGUGACAUGGGACCCUAUGGUGACAAGAUGGGAGGCCAUGGAGUGUUUGUUGCAGGUGGAGGAGGGAUGUCUCAGCCUCGAGGGAUGCACCAGCCUGGCAUGCAUUCGAUGAACUCGUCCCCAGGGUUACGGGCUCAAGUGCCUCAUCAGUUCCUUUCUGCUCCGGUGCCGGGUCCCAUUCUGAAGCAGAUGCCCUCUCCUGGCGGCAGCGUAGGGGGAGUGGGAGUGGGAGGUGUCGGCGGCGUUGGAAGUGUCGGCGGGGUUGGCGGAGGAGUGUUCCCGCCUCAGAUUUCCCCGCAGCAGCUUGCAGUGCUCAGCAACAUUUACCCCCACAUGCAGCAGUUCCAUCUGGCUUGUCAGCUGCUACUACAGCAGCAGCAGCAACAGCAGGUCCUGCAGAACCAGAGGAAGUUCCCCCAACCUCAGCCUCUCAGACAACAGACAGCAGACCCGCAGCAGCUGGCGAGGAUCAUGGCGAUUCUCCAGCAGAGGCAGCAGCAGGUUGGAGCUGGAGGAGCAACACCUGGAGGAGGGAACUCCAAGCUGUCCCCCUCUCACCUGGGAGGAGGCGUGUCCAAACAAUCCAUGGUAGACCCCCUCCCACACACUGGAAUGGGGGGUCCCUUAUCAGAUCUUCAUGCCAAAUCACAAGGAAUGUAUUCUGGGCUCACAGCUGGUGGCAACCUGUCGACACUAGAACUCAGCCCCAUGAUGGGGGGCAUGAAGGACAUGAGUGGACAACAGUCCCGCUUUAAAUGGAUGAUGGAGGGACAUUCCCCUGCUCCGUCUCCUCCAGACACAGCCCUUCACAAGAACGGCCCUAUACCCAGUACGAUAAAGGUUCGAGGGGGGUCUCCGUACUCCCAGUAUGAAAUGCUGGGGAGUGAAGGGUUAGGGAUCCCACCUCAGGGCUCUGCAGACAGCUGGCACCGAACUCCUGGUAGUAAAAUGGGAAACAAACCUGCCACUUCAAGCUGGCCUCCAGAGUUCCAGCCCGGUGUGCCAUGGAAAGGAAUCCAGAGCACUGGGGACCCAGAGUCUGACCCCUACAUGACCCCUGGAAGAGUCCUCGGCUCCCCGGCGUCCCCAAAUCUCAAUGAUCCGGACCACCCAUUACUACGAGACAACAUAGGGCCAAAUCCCUCCCUCAACACCUCGCUGCCUUCACCUGGUGCCUGGCCCUACAGUGCCUCAGACAGCCCCCUCAGCAAUGCACACAGCACAGGAAAGUACUCUGAGUACAAGCCCAGCUGGCCUCCAGAGCCCAUCGGACAAAACAAAUUAUGGAAGACCAAUCGCAGCAGCUCGCAGCUGCCGCGUCCCCCUCCUGGCCUGACCAAUCAGAAGCAGGCCUCGCCCUCCCCGUGGGGAACUGGAGGUCCGCGGUUGGCUCGGAGCUGGGGAGGGAUGAAUCAAGAGUCAAGAUUUGGGUCAGGUUCAGCUUGGAGUGAUGGGACCUCGAGAAGCAGCUGCUGGCUGCUGCUGAGAAACCUGACCCCUCAGAUUGACGGCUCUACGCUGAGGACUAUCUGUAUGCAGCACGGCCCCCUGCUGACCUUUCACCUGGGCCUAACCCAGGGCAGCGCUCUGGUUCGAUAUAACAGCCGGCAGGAGGCGGCCAAGGCUCAGGGUGCUCUUCACAUGUGUGUUCUGGGAAACACCACCAUCCUGGCUGAGUUUGUGAGUGAAGAAGAGGUUGCACGCUAUUUUGCACAUUCCCAGGCUGAAGGGGCCGGCUCGGGAGGAGUGGCGGGCAACGGAGCGCCCGGUUCAUCUGGAACGGGCGCGGCCGUGGCCAGCAGUGGCGGCAGCUCCCCCGGGAGUGAGAGGCCGGCGGUGGGCUCGUCUUCAGGUGGAAACGGAAAUGGCGCCGGCGGAGGGGAAAGGUCGUCCGGCUCUGGAUGGCAGAGUCUCGACGGUACGGGCGCGUCUUCGGAAGCGUCUUCGGCCCAAGGACCGGGGCUCGCGAUAUUCUCCCAGUGGAGCACCAACGGGGCCGGGGAAGGAGGCGUCGGCGGGGUGGAGAGCGGGCGGUCUGGGCUGUGGGGUGGCAUAAACGCAGGAUACCCGAGCAGCAGCCUGUGGGGAGCACCUCAAAUGGAGGAAAGGCACCAAAUGGACAGCUCCGCCGGACUGUUGCCUGGCGACCUGCUGGGCGGGGGGGCCGACUCCAUCUGAUGAAUGAGUACGAUCGGAUUCGAACACACUGAUAGGGCAUACACUGGGAUACAUAUGUACUUAAUAUGGCACACAUAUUUACAUGGUAUGCAUAUUGAUGUACUGAAUACAUACCCGUGCGUACAUAUACUAGUAUGCAUAUUAACGUGCACACACUUAAAGCAGAAAUGUGAGACAUGCUUACACACAUUCUCAUGGCCAGACUUAAGCUAUUAUAUAUAUAAAAAAAACAAAAACAAAUGCAGGGACUGUUAGAUGUGUAUUCAGCCUUUUUUUCCACACAUGAAGAUUUCAACUGCUUAGACUUGAAACCUGAAAAAGAAUGAAAAAGAAGAAAGGAAAAAAAGAAAGUCAGUGAGUCUUAAAGACUCGACUGGAUCACAAUGUGCUUAGUAAGUAGGGGGACUUUUUAACCGAUUUACAUGAACAUGCACACACCAAAUACAGAGAAGCCUUCAGACAGACAGGCACUGUAAACAGCAUUACCUUCAUCAUUAUAAGAGAACACUGAGGAGCGCAGUUUGUAUUCACAUCCCCUUAAAGACAGAGAUUGAAUCCAAACACAUGCAAAACGGCUCUGAUCCAGAUCAGGGCUGUAUCUUACUGUGUAUGUUAAGUUUGUUUUUGUUGUUGUUUUUCUUUUAUUCUUGUUUCGUUUGGAUGUAUGAUUUUAAUUUUUGAAUAGUGAAAUUUUGAAAGAAAAGAGAAAAAAAAAAAAACUAGAAAAAAAAAGUCAUCGAUCCGUUUUCAAAAAUGCUGACCUCCUACUGUUGUAUCUCACGCACUCUUUUGUUUUUUGUUUUCUGUUAUUCGUUCUUGGACAUGUUUGUUACUGUUGCAGUGAUACAUGUUUAAUUGCUGGCAUUUUCAGGCUACGAUGCAUUUCUCCACGUGUCGAUGCUGUGUGCAGCAUCGACACACACUAUGAGUAUGAGUGAGACUGAGACCAAGUAAGUGGAUUAUAAACCACCGCAGUCGCUGUGCAUGUGUGUGAGAAUGUGACGACGAUGCGUGUGUGCAUGGUAAUGCCUGUCAUAAUGUGGGCAAGGCUGCUUACUUAUACAGAAGGUCUAUAUAAAAAAAAAUGUUGAGUGCAUUUGGUAUUCUGCUGACUGUGUUAAGAAAUAUUGGCACUAAUGCUUUUUUCCCCCCCCCUUUUCAUUUGAAGUGUUUUUUAGUAGAUAUGUCUUUUUUUAUUGUCUGACCUGCAAUAAUAAUAAAAAAAAGAAACAUUUUAAUGACACAAAGAGCUGAAGGCAUACGCGUUGAGAAAAAUUGACAUGCCAAAUCUUAUCAAACUGUGUGCAGUGGGAGGGGCGGGGCGGGUUGUUUACAGAUACAGUGUAAGCGUUACCGUUCGUUUUUAAUGGUUUGUUGUGUAUUUGUUUUAAAUUAAGACAGGCUUUAACACUCCUGUUCAGUGUUUUCGUUUUGAGAUUUUACAGAAGAAAAAUUUAUUUAAACAAUGAGAACAAGAUUAAUAAAGAUGAAAGUAUUGGCUUCUAA
This is a messenger RNA of Gambusia affinis (western mosquitofish), 7861 nucleotides long. RefSeq names its product trinucleotide repeat-containing gene 6B protein-like. Gene Ontology annotation, cellular component: P-body; nucleoplasm. NCBI's taxonomy places the organism in Eukaryota, Metazoa, Chordata, Actinopteri, Cyprinodontiformes, Poeciliidae. Bases 353 to 6355 code for a protein of 2000 amino acids. The transcript has 21 exons. Gene Ontology annotation, biological process: positive regulation of nuclear-transcribed mRNA poly(A) tail shortening; miRNA-mediated post-transcriptional gene silencing. Gene Ontology annotation, molecular function: nucleic acid binding. The record is from RefSeq and is a predicted model, not a curated record.